Oncorhynchus kisutch (coho salmon) is the source of this 4516-nucleotide messenger RNA. Its product is annotated as adhesion G protein-coupled receptor E2-like. Gene Ontology annotation, molecular function: calcium ion binding. NCBI's taxonomy places the organism in Eukaryota, Metazoa, Chordata, Actinopteri, Salmoniformes, Salmonidae. The record is from RefSeq and is a predicted model, not a curated record. Bases 330 to 854 code for a protein of 174 amino acids. The transcript is spliced from 5 exons.
CAGAGAGAAAGGGGGAAGAGUGUGAACAUGAGAGAGAAGAGGCGUUCUCUAACAGAAAGAGGUAGAGGAGAGGAGAGCAAAAUAGUUGUUUUCUAUCUCCGUGUGGCUCACACUGAGUGUUAUCUCACCAAAAGAGAGGGAAUAUUUUAUUUAUUUUUCUUCUGUUCAUGUUAUCACCACUGAUCAAACAGAAUAAAAACCUUGUUAAACUUGGGUAUUCUUCAAUCUGAACUCAACAGUAAAACAGAUUUAAUCUCAGACUUAUUCUUCUUGUGGGACUAGUUUUAUUAGGAUCCUACUAGUUGUCAUAAUACCAGUCUGUCUCUGAGAUGGGGUCCAGAACUCUUCUACUUGUUCUGGGUCUUAAUUUCAGUCUGCUGGGGAACCUAGAGGCCAGAUAUUGUCCCUGGGGCUACACAGCCAAAGGGAGUCAACAAUGUGGUGAUAUGGAUGAGUGUAAAGAGUGGGACAGUAACCCACCCUGUGGAAGUAAUGCCGCAUGUUACAACACACAGGGGAGCUUCUACUGUCAGUGUCUACCUGGGUUCAGAUCCACAACGACUGUCCAGUUUACUGCUCUCACUGGGGAGUGUAAGGACCUCGAUGAGUGUCAGGGGAAAGUACAGCUUUGUACCAGCAACACCAUUUGCCUCAACACCAUCGGGAGCUUCAACUGCCAAUGCAAACCUGGUUUCAAAUUCUCUGCUUAUGCUGGGCACUGUGAAGACCUCGAUGAGUGCCAGGAGACACCUCAGGUUUGUGGCAGCAACACCAGUUGCCUCAACACCUUCGGGAGCUACCACUGCCAGUGCCAACCUGGGUUCAGAUUCUCUAAUCACACUUUGAUGGACUGAUGGAAAUUCCACUAUCAAGUUUUCUGAUGAGUUUACCAAUGAUUUUGUCACGUUUGCUCCUGCUCCCCCUCUCUGACGCUCGAGGUUGCCAGACGGCUCAUCAUUACUCACACCUCUCCCAUCGUUACGCGCCCCAGCGCUUCAUCGGACUCACCUGGACUCCAUCACGGCAUUGAUUAUCUACCCUAUAUCUGUCACCCCCUCCAGUUAAUUUUCCGCGUCUGCAUUGAUGUUGUUUUGUUUCUCCUGUCCAGACGCUGUUCCUGUUUUUCGUGUCUGUUAAUCCAUUAAAUAUUCAUACCCUGUACUUACUUCUCAUCUCCCAGCGUCUGGCAUCACAGAGCCAUUACAGAUUGUGUACAUUUCCUUUUUAAAGACUUGCUGAGGCAUUUAUCAGUUAGUGACACUGUUGUAAUAUACAGUAUAAAGAUACCUGGAUCAGGCUGUUUUUUAAUAGAUUUUUAUUGAACCUUUAUUUAACUGGACAAGUCAGUUAAUUAAAAACUAAAUUUGAUUUACCAUGAUGCCCUAGGAACAGUGGGUUAACUGCCUUGUUCAGAGGCAGAACGACAUAUAUGUUUUUCUUCCAGCUCUGGGGAUUCGAUCUAGCAACCAUUCGGUUAUUGUCCCAAUGCUCUAACCACUAGGCUACUGCCGCCCCUUAGGAUACCUAUCUCCCUGCUGUUAACCUCUCUUGGGUAGGGGGCAGUAUUUUCACCUCCGGAUGAAAAGCGUGCCCAAAGUAAAUUGCCUGUUACUCAGGCCCAGAAUUUCGCAUAUGCAUAUAAUUAGUAGAUUCGGAUAGAAAACACUCUAAAGUUUCCAAAACGUUUAAAAUAAUAUGCCUAUGAGAAUAACAGAACUGAUAUGACAGGCGAAAACCUGAGACAAAUUCAUCCAGGAAGUGGAAUUGUUUUCAUGUGGCUGUUUUUCAACUCAAUACCAAUAGAGAAUCCAAUGGGUUAGGAAUCAUAUUGCAGUUCCUAUGGCUUCCACUAGAUGUCAACAGUCUUUGUCCGGUUUAAAUAUUAUUGAUUAUAAAUACAAUUAACAACCUGAGGAUUAAUUAUAAGUGUAACUGGGAGUCUCUGAGUGCAACCAUAUGAAGAUCAUCAAAGGUAAGUGAUUCAUUUUAUCGCUAUUUCUGACUUUAGUGACUCCUCGACUUGGCUGGUAAAUGAUUGUAUGCUUUUUUUUUACACGGGGCGCUGUCCUCAGAUAAUCACAUGGUAUGCUUUCACCGUAAAGCCUUUUUGAAAUUUGACACAGCGGCUGGAUUAACAAGAAGUUAAUCUUUAAGGGAGAUCCCUCAUUAUUUGUUUGUACAAAUGUUGCACAAAGGGAAAUUGUCCUGUUAAUCCAACCACGGUGUCAGAUUUCUAAAAUGCUUUUCGGCAAAAGCAUACCUAGCCCAGAACAUACCUAGCCUAGAUCAUAGCCCAGUUGACAAAUUAUUCCAAACAGUAACCAGCCAAGCAGAAGCGUUACAAAACUCAGAAAUGGAGAUAAAAUUAAUCCCUUACCUUUGAUGAUCUUCAUAUGGUGGCACUCAGAAGACAUUCAUUUACUCAAUAAAUGUUCAUUUUGUUCAAUAAAGUCUCUUUACAUCCAAAAACCUCAGUUUUGUUCGCACGUUUUCUUCAGUAAUCCACAGGCUCAAACGCAGUCAAAACAGGCAGACAAAAAAAUGAUAUCCUUAAAGUACAUAGAAACAUGUCAAACGAUGUUUAUAUUCAAUCCUCAGGUUGUUUUUGGCCUAAAUGAUCUAUACAUUUUCAACCGGACAAUAACAUUGUCAAUAUAAAAGGUAAACAAGAAAUGCGCUCUCUCGGGAUUGUGCAUGAAAAAGCUCUGCGACACGGUAGUGUCCACUCAUUCAGACUGGUCUUACUCCCUCAUUUAUAAGAAUACAAGCCUGAAACGAUUUCUAAAGACUGUUGACAUCUAGUGGAAGACAUAGGAUCUGCAAAUUGAGUCCUAAAUCAAUGGAUACUGUAAUGGCAUUGAAUAGAAAACUACAAAAUCCCCCCCCCCCAAAAAGACUUCCUGAAUGGAUUUUUCUCAGAUUUUCGCCUGUUAAAUCAGUUCUGUUUUACUCACAGACACGAUUUUAACAGUUUUGGAAACUUUAGAGUAUUUUCUAUCCAAAUCUACCAAAUCUACCAGUUAUAUGCAUAUCAUAUCUUCUGGUCCCGAGUAGCAGGCUGUUUAAUUAUGGGCAUGCUUUUCAUCCAAAAUUCUGAAUGCUUCCUCCUACUCUAGAGAGAUUAAGAAAUGUACUGAAAACCCCAGUGUAAACCUUGUACACAAAAUGUUUGAAAUGUUUGAAACGUCUUUAAGAUUCGGAAGUACGGGGAAAGAAUGGAGAAAUAAACACUCACUUAAUAGGGUUGAAUGACCUCCGACCUCUAUUCUGCCUUUCUGGUGAGGCCUAAUCACCCUCACUAGAAAGGCUAGAGACAUUGGGUGAGAUUUAGAUGUCAAAUGUAAACACUGAUAAUUAGUAAGAAGAUUAUAAAUUAAAUCAGAUUGGUCAUGUACACAUGUUUUAUCAAUAGUCCUAUGUGUGAUUCAGACCAUGAGGAGGAGAGGGAGAGAGAGAGAGAGAGAGAGAGUGCUGCCCCUGAAUGAGGGAAACCUGUCUCCAGUCCAUAUUAUUAUAUCUUGAAUUACCUUAUGGGAUACAAUUAUUUCCUUAUGGAGUUAUUAAGGUAUGUCAUUUGAUUUAAUUUGUUAUUCUGAUUUGUAAAUUUUUUACUUAACCGGCAGUGUUGUUGUUGUUGUUUUGGACGCAUAAAACACGAUGUGAGUAAUGUGUCAAAAGGGAAGAAGUGCAUUGUGGUUGUUGUUCUUGGUUGUUGUUUGAAUUGUGGUUUUUGUUUUGUUUGUUGUAUGAUGUUUUGUUUGUUUUGUUUUUGUCUUGCUUCCAAAAAAAUCUCUCCAGAUUGGUUCUGCUGUAUGGUCGGGAUUUCUCCCUAAGGGUUAGCCCUCUACCAAACCUGACCCUGUAACUCUGCAGUGAGGUCGUCAAUGUUACAGGGAGUAUAAGCCAAUUUGAUAAAAUGGUUUUAACAGUGUGUUGUUAUUCUAUGUGACAUUUGUCUUAGACAUUUCUAUUAAGAAUAUUGGUGGUAAUAAUUUGUCAUACAGUAAAUAGUUUGUCUGGUUUCAGGCUUUUAAUUUUGAAAAACGACAUGUUUAAAUCCAUUUUAACAAUUUUAACAAUUUUAACAAUAGUUAUCACAGUGUAAUACAAGGAGGGAAAGUGAGGGAAAAUGUUGCUGUCUGAAGAGGUAGCAUUGAAUUGUACACAGCAUCUCCUCUCACUCUAUCUUGGUUCGUGCAGGUGACUGUGACCUCCUCCUCAGACCAAUUGGCAGUACGCCCAGAACAUUGUUCUGUGAACCAAAAAGAGUAUCUCAGUUUCAAGGUCCCAGAUUUGAGAGAAGAAACCUUGUUAGUUAUCAGUCAGUCAGUCACUUGCAGGAACCAACGUUGAUGAUGAAUAAUGAAUCAUGUAAAUCAUGCUUAUAUGAAUUGUUUAGAUAGCCGUAUAUUAGAGAACUAACGGGACUGUCCCGGCAGAGCUCCUGACCGAUGUGUACUAUGCAUGAAGUUUGUUGGAACUUGCUGAUAAUAAAGAAUGAUUCAUUUAAGUUUGA